AUGUCCGAGUCAAAGCCUGUUGGAACGCCUGUGGAGCUUGGAACUCAACUGCGACGAAACAAGAAAGUCAGCUCGGAAAUAAAGGCCUUACCUUACAGAGAGCUUGUAGGAGCUCUGAUGUACCUGUCCGUAUGCACUAGACCUGAUAUCGCUCACGUCAUCAGCUACUUGAGUCAAUUCAACUGCUAUAGUAGUAUCAUUGGACGGCGGCUAAACGCAAAAACUUCGGAUCCGCUCAUCGGAUUUGCUGACGCCGACUGGGCAAACUGCGUGGACGACAGGAAAUCAUACACCGGGUACGCAUUUGUGUUUGGAGGAUGUCCCAUUUCGUGGGAGUCGCGGAAGCAGAAGACGACCGUUCUCUCAUCCAUGGAAGCUGAAUACAUGGCUUUAAGCGAAGCUACAAAGGAGGCUGUGCAUCUCCGGAGUCUCCUAAGCGAAUUAGGUUUUCCGUAUCCCAAGAUUAAACUGUGGAGCGAUAAUUGCGGCGCCAUCAAACUGGCAGAGAAUCCGGUGUUCCAUAACCGAUCAAAGCAUAUCGACGUGCGACACCAUUUCGUCCGAGAGAUGUUGGAAAUCGGCGUGAUCGAUAUCGACCACAGACCAACGGAAUACAUGGCCGCAGAUGUUCUUACGAAGGGAUUAUCGGGCCCCAAGCAUCGGAAAUGCUAA
This is a messenger RNA of Solenopsis invicta (red fire ant), 672 nucleotides long. RefSeq names its product secreted RxLR effector protein 161-like. The record is from RefSeq and is a predicted model, not a curated record. Bases 1 to 672 code for a protein of 223 amino acids. NCBI's taxonomy places the organism in Eukaryota, Metazoa, Arthropoda, Insecta, Hymenoptera, Formicidae. The transcript is spliced from 2 exons.